Molecule: messenger RNA, 991 nt
Organism: Mytilus californianus (California mussel)
Lineage: Eukaryota; Metazoa; Mollusca; Bivalvia; Mytilida; Mytilidae
Product: slit homolog 2 protein-like
Exons: 12
Coding region: 1-951 (316 amino acids)
Cellular component (GO): plasma membrane
Molecular function (GO): protein binding
Source: RefSeq, a predicted model, not a curated record
AUGGAAUAUCUGAGCAGUUGUAAUAUAUCAACCAUUGAGACAGGCGUAUUUUCGGAUUUGCCUCGUGUUCGAACCAUAUAUUUGAGCAACAAUGAUAUAUUUACUUUACAUAAAGGAACGUUUAGAAGUCUCCAAUCGGUAUAUACUAUAAAAUUGGACAACAAUAAGAUAACCUCAAUACAUCCAGAAGCAUUUCGAGACCUACCAUCGUUACAGUAUCUAUAUGUGCGCAACUGUCAAAUAACAACAAUACAACAAGGAACGUUUCAAGACCUACGAUCGAUCUAUGUUUUGCUUUUACACGACAAUAAAAUUACUACAAUACAAGAAGGAUCAUUCCUGAACCUAACAAGGAUCCAUACUAUAAACCUGACUAACAACAACAUAUCUGUCAUUGAGGAAAACGCCUUCAUCAAUCUAGGAAUCCAAGCCAUAUUUUUGGGAGGAAGCCAUUUGAAAUUCGUUAACGUUGACACUUUUAAACAUCUCAACACUUUAUGGCAUCUGGAUGUGGAACUAGUCUGUGAUUGUAAAAACUUUCCGUUUUGGUCCUGGAUUAGAUCAAAAUCGUUUUCUGGAAGUCAAACCUGUUUGGAUCGAUAUAAUAUUCCGAUGUCAAGUCUGCAAUCAAGUGAUUUUGAUAAAUGUACCAUCCCCUGCUCUGCAGUCAGAAUCGAUAACUAUGAGGAAUCCGUUUUUAUUUCAUAUGGAAAGUUGGCAUUCAAGAAGGCCGACGAUACAACUUUCAUUAUUAAAAAAGACUUUCCUAUGAUGACGGUAAAAAACAACUAUGAAAUAACAAUACCGAAAAUCGGAAUGAAGAAAGGACAUUUGGUAGUCUUAUACUCACAAAAUGCAGAUAAAACCAUAAUACCAGCUGUGAAGUUUUUAUUCACUGAUGAAAAUUAUUUUAACAUCAUAAAGAGGACGAUGAUGCAGUCUACAAGAUAAUAGAGGUUACAUUUUAAGACAAUAAAAAUUGAAAAAUGCC